This is a messenger RNA of Cynoglossus semilaevis (tongue sole), 3248 nucleotides long. RefSeq names its product liprin-alpha-3-like. Gene Ontology annotation, biological process: synapse organization. NCBI's taxonomy places the organism in Eukaryota, Metazoa, Chordata, Actinopteri, Pleuronectiformes, Cynoglossidae. The record is from RefSeq and is a predicted model, not a curated record. Gene Ontology annotation, molecular function: protein binding. The transcript is spliced from 26 exons. The coding region runs from base 55 to 3222 and encodes 1055 amino acids. Gene Ontology annotation, cellular component: presynaptic active zone.
CUGCUGCUGGAACACUUGGAGUGUUUGGUUUCUCGCCAUGAGCGCAGUCUGAGGAUGACGGUUGUGAAAAGACAAGCCCAGUCUCCUGCAGGAGUCUCUAGCGAGGUGGAAGUUCUCAAGGCGCUGAAAUCUCUGUUUGAGCACCACAAGGCCCUGGAUGAGAAGGUGCGGGAAAGGCUGCGAGUGGCCCUUGAGAGGGUGUCAAUGUUAGAGGACCAGCUUGCAACAUCUUCUCAAGAGGUAAUCUCUUUAAAAGACCAAAUUAAAAGACGUCAACAAGGGGUGCACGUCGGGCAAGAUCGACUAUCUAAUGGUCCCUCAUCUUGCCUGGAAGACAGCGAGCCAGAGAGGCAGAGAGAAGGCGAGAUUGAGCGACAGAGAGCAGAACUCUCCCAGCUGAGGGAUAGACUGGCCCUCAUGUGUCGGCAGGUUGGAGAAAUAGAAGAGCAGCUUGCAACCGCCAGGAGGGAGGUGACAAACUCAGAGGAGGCCAAUCAGAAGCUCCAAAGGGAAGUAAAGGAGGCUCUGUGCCAAAGGGAGGACAUGGAAGAACGAAUUACCACAUUGGAACACAGGUACCUCAGUGCUCAGAGAGAGGCAACAUCUCUCCAUGAUAUCAAAGACAAGCUAGAAAAUGAGUUGGCCAGUAAGGAGUCAUUGCACAGACAGGCGCAGAUGUUCAGUUGUUCAGAACGGGUGUUGCUAUCUUUUCAUUUGGAACAAUAUUGUACUGGUAAUUGUUUGAAGAGAAAAGGUAAUCCAUUCGAUCUGAUUCAUUUUGCCCAGGCAGAGGAGCGUCACGGAAACUUUGAGGAGAGACUUCGACAAAUGGAAGCUCACCUGGAGGAGAAGAACCAAGAACUUCAGAGGGCUAGGCAGAGGGAGAAGAUGAACGAUGAACACAAUAAGCGUCUCUCGGACACAGUGGACAAGCUUCUGUCCGAGUCCAACGAGAGACUGCAGCUCCACCUGAAGGAACGAAUGGCAGCUUUGGAGGAGAAGAAUGCCCUUUCAGAGGAGUUGGCAAAUAUGAAGAAAAUCCAGGAUGACCUACUAGCCAAUAAGGAGCAACUGCUUGCUGAAUUGGAACGAGUCCAGCUGGAGCUGGACCAAGUGAGAGGCAGACCGGGCUCUUCUUACUCCAGGGCCGGCAGUGUGAGCUCUCUUCCCUCCACACUUUUUCGAAGAUCUCUACCAGGUAGCACAUCAGAGCUGCAAUACCCACAGAGUGGAGGUUCACUUCCGAUGGGGUAUGGCAGCUCCAUUGGUGGGAUUGUGGUCCGACAGGGACAUCGAAGUCGAUGGGGGCCUCCAAAGAACGAUAGUAACGAGUACUCACAGUGGGACAGUGGGGCAAUUCUGGGUCCUGGAUUUGAGGGCUCCAUAGAGGGAGGCUGCUCAGACGACGACGGCAACAAAGAGACGAUGUUCGAAUCGGAGCUUCUUUCUCCCAACGGACAAACAGAUGUGCAGACGUUGGCAAUUAUGCUUCAAGAACAGCUCGAGGCCAUUAACAAGGAGAUCAAGCUAAUCCAGGAGGAAAAGGAAAGCACGGAGUUGAGGGCAGAGGAGAUCGAGAGUCGAGUCAGCAGAGUGUCCCUUGAUGCCCCGCUUCUUCCGCCCUCAACCUUGGGAGGACGUGACAGUGUCGGAAAAGGGUACAUGACCCCUUCGAUUACCUCCUCUACAUUGGCGUCCCCCUCACCGCCGAGUUCAGGACACACCACUCCACGUCUGCCACAUUCCCCUGCCCGGGAAACUGACCGGCAGCAGAACAGCAAAGAUGGCGAGGAGUGCCAAGCACUUGCCCUGAUCGACUCUGGCACCCCACCUGUUCCUCGAGCCCUGCGACUGGACCGAAUGACGCACACUCAUCCGGGGGCGGGCCUCGAUGACCACUGUGAUUUUCACAGUCUCUCUGCCAAUGGGUCCACGUCUAAUAGUCAGGAUUCCCUGCACAAAGCUAGCAAAAAGAAGAGCAUAAAGUCGUCCAUAGGACGUCUUUUUGGCAAAAGGGAAAAGGGGAGGAUAGGUGCAACUGGACGUGAGUCUGUGUCACUGGCCUCCACUCCCUCGGAGGACAUGGGUUCAGCCGACCCACUCAGUCUGGCCAAACUUGGGACUGGAACAGUGGAGAAGGAGCGUCGUCACAAGAAAAAACAUGACUUGUUAGAGGAGGCCUGUCGUCAGGGUCUGCCUUUCGCCCUGUGGGAUGGCCCGACAGUCGUUACAUGGCUUGAGUUAUGGGUGGGUAUGCCAGCAUGGUAUGUGGCAGCAUGUCGUUCCAAUGUGAAGAGCGGGGCGAUUAUGGCCAACCUCUCGGACACGGAGAUCCAGAGGGAGAUCGGCAUAAGCAACCCCCUGCACAGACUCAAACUCCGCCUAGCCAUCCAGGAAAUGGUCUCGCUCACCAGUCCAUCAGCACCUGCCAGCACUCGCUCUUCAACCAGUAAUGUUUGGAUGACUCAUGCAGAGAUGGAGUUUCUAGCUACAGCCACCAUGCCAGAGCAAAAGGAGUUCAGCUGGGACCAAAUCCUAGCAUAUGGAGACAUGAACCAUGAGUGGGUUGGAAACGAGUGGUUGCCCAGCUUAGGUCUACCACAGUACCGCUCAUAUUUUAUGGAGUCACUGGUGGAUGCCCGCAUGCUUGAUCACCUCACCAAGAAAGAACUUAGGGGUCAGCUGAAGAUGGUGGACAGUUUCCACAGGGUGAGUCUCCACUAUGGAAUCAUGUGCUUGAAGCGCUUGAACUACGACAGGAAGGAGCUGGAGAGAAGGAGGGACAAGAGUCAGCAUCAGAACCAAGAUGUAAUGGUGUGGUCCAAUGAACGAGUGAUGUGUUGGGUUCAAUCAAUUGGUUUGAAAGAAUUUGCAGAAAACCUUUUAGAAAGUGGUGUGCACGGGGCUCUGUUGGCACUAGACGACACCUUUGACUUCACUGACCUGGCCCUUCUCCUCCAGAUACCGAAUCAAAACACACAGGCACGGCAGCUGCUAGAGAAGGAGUACAACGCUCUUAUCUCCAUGGGAACAGAGAGGAGGCCGGAUGAGGAUGGUGCUAAAACAUUUACUCGAUCGCCAUCGUGGAGAAGGAUGUUUCGAGAGAAGGAUCUGCGAGGCGUCACCUCUGACUCCUCCGAAACCUUGCCUGCAAAUUUCCGCGCCUCUGCCAUCUCGACGCCCUCCGUCACCCUGAGAAAGGUGCAUAGUGAAGGUAAGUAAAGCCGUUUGGAUAUAAUAGCAUUUUU